AUGCCCCUUCACUCUCUAUCCCUUCGUCCCCCUCACCUCCUCCCCGGCCCUCUCUUCCGCCUUUCCCCUUCUCUCCCCCCCCGCGUCGUCCCAUCCCAGCCCCCCUAUAAGACUCGCACAUCCCCCUCUCCCCUCUCCAACGCGCCGCAGUCGCGCCCCCCUAUACGACUCGCAUAUACCCCUCUCCCCUCUCCAACGAGCAGCAGUGGCGGUGGGGGCAUCAUUCCCCUAUACGACUCGCAUAUACCACUCUCCCCCCUCCAACGAGCAGCAGUGGCUGUGGGGGCAUCAGUGGGAGCGCUGGCCAACCCUGCACGGGCGGAUUUGGUGGCGGCUGUGGGGGAGACGACUGGGGUGGUGGCGCUGGGGCGAAUCACGGAGCAGAUGAGGGCGAGUGAAGAGGGCAGGGCCAUUCUAGAGGAGAAGCCUCGUGUGGCAGACGCCACACUGCAGGCAGCAGAGCAGUGCGGCAGAGGCACCUUCGGAGCAGCAUAUGCGCACUUCAUGCGCUCUCGUCGUUUCGAGCCCCACGAACGGCCGCCUGUGCGCUUCGUUGAUGACCCAGAGCUGGCCUAUGUGGCCACACGGUUACGAGAAGUGCACGACUUUUGGCACACCAUAUUCGCCCUCCCAACCACCGUCUCAGGAGAACUAGCCCUAAAGCUCAUCGAGUUCACCCAAACGGGCCUCCCCAUGUGCCUGCUCGCCUCCCUAGGCGCACCCAUCCGCCUCUCCCCCGCCCGUCGCUCCCUCCUCCUCUCCUCCAUCUACCCCUGGGCCCUGGGCGCUGGUAUCAGAGCGGUGCCACUAGCGGGGAUUUAUUACGAGAGAAGGUUUGGGGAGGACCUGAGUGAUUUGAGACUGGAGUGGAAAAUCGCUGCUGCUCCACCGCGGUUCUUUGAAAGGAAAGGUGCUGCUGCGAGCUAG
Messenger RNA from Closterium sp. Naga37s-1, 927 nucleotides. NCBI's taxonomy places the organism in Eukaryota, Viridiplantae, Streptophyta, Zygnematophyceae, Desmidiales, Closteriaceae. The record is from the annotation of a GenBank genome assembly.